AUGGCUUUGACUCCCAGUUGGAAGCUUGUUUUUAUCACAUUGCUCCUGUUGGAGAUGUGGGCGUCUCAAGCCAUAGCUCGUUCAUUGCAAGACGUAUCCAUGGUUGAAAAACACGAGCAAUGGAUGGCACAAUAUGGACGCCAGUAUAAGGAUAGUGCAGAGAAGGCAAUGCGAUACAAAAUAUUUAAGGAGAAUGUAGAGUACAUUGAGACUUCUAACAAAGCAGGGACUCGGUCUUAUCAGCUUGGCAUCACUCAAUUUGCUGAUCUGACAAACAAGGAGUGUCAGGCAUCUCGGAAUGGAUACAAAAUGUCAUCUUUCCUAAAGUCACCUAAAGCGUCGUCAUUUAGGUAUGAAAAUAUGACCGCGGUUCCAUCGAGCAUGGACUGGAGAAAGAAGGGAGCUGUUACUGGUGUUAAGGACCAAGGCCAAUGUGGUUGCUGCUGGGCAUUCUCAGCUGUUGCAGCUACAGAAGGAAUCAACCAACUUUCAACAGGGAAAUUGAUUUCACUAUCCGAACAAGNACAGGAAAAUUGA
Molecule: messenger RNA, 537 nt
Organism: Fraxinus pennsylvanica
Lineage: Eukaryota; Viridiplantae; Streptophyta; Magnoliopsida; Lamiales; Oleaceae
Source: the annotation of a GenBank genome assembly